Molecule: messenger RNA, 936 nt
Organism: Musa acuminata AAA Group (dessert banana)
Lineage: Eukaryota; Viridiplantae; Streptophyta; Magnoliopsida; Zingiberales; Musaceae
Exons: 1
Coding region: 1-936 (311 amino acids)
Source: RefSeq, a predicted model, not a curated record
AUGGGCUGCUGCUUCAGUAGUAGUAUCACCAAAAAGGAAGAGUCUCUCGCUAAGGGGAAGCCGGCUGCGGCUUCUGCCACAGUCCAUCGCAACCCGGUGGUGCAGAGGGAUUCACGGCCGCCAGAGACCGAAGCAAAGGAGACGGUGAAAGAAGUCCUCUUGGAGACGUCCAGGCCGCGGUCGACCCCGCCAUUACCAACCACCAGGACGAGCGCAUGUGAAGAUGCCAACUCCAAGGAGGUCGAGAUAAUCGAAAAGGGUUACGCCACUGGUGUUCCUCUCAACGGCAUUGCUCCCCUCUCGAUCGACAGCAGCAACGGCUGUGACUCCAUAUCCGAGGACGCAUCUGAGGCCUGGAGCGUCAGCGCGAAGAGCGAGACCCUCUCGGCCUCCGCCACCAAGGCGGAGAGGCGACGAGGAGCUGUGGCAGAGGCAGGGAUGAGGGCGACGAGGGAGGAGCGCUCGCCGGCGAAGUACCAAAGGAAGCGCUCCGUCUCUGGAGAUUUCGCUUGCAGGAGGGACCGGAGCGUUGCCGUCGGCUGCGGCAGCGGGAGAUCCUCAUUCUCGCCUGCGGGAAGAAGGUCGGAGUACGCCGCCGUCGCCCGGACGAACUCCGCCAGAGAGUUUUCGAGCAGCCGAGCUUCCAGACCCGGGGCCACACGAGACCUGGGGGAGAGAUCCGGCAGGCGGUCGGUGUCCCCGGUUAUGAAGCGGGCGGCGGAGCUUGGGCAGAGAGGGGGACAAUGCAGGGCGCCGGGAGCGUCUGCGGUGAGGGCAAACGGGACGAAGCAGCAGAUGCCUGGGGACGAGGGAGAAAAGAAGUUAUGCGUAAAAGACGAGGGCAUAGUGGGCGGCGAGGCCGCGGGAUCUGCAGGGGAAGCGAAGGAGUCGCUGGAGAACCCCCUCGUCUCCCUGGAGUGCUUCAUCUUCCUCUAA